AUGCCGUCCCCCGCCGGCCCCCCCCGCCGCACAUCCUCCCCUCUCUCCUCCCCCAGCUCAGCAGGCGCCCCCCAUCCACAGCAGGGAAGCCCCGCAACGAGCUCCACCCUCCCGCUCACAGACGACGAGAGCGAGCUGACAGAGGAGGAGGGAGACCCGACUGAAGGCGAGCGUGAGCAGGAAGAGAGAGCCGACGAGGGAGACGAUGCGGAGGAGGAACAGGGUGGAAUCAGACCGAGCCGAGCCGCUUCUCAAAUAUCAUCAGCUUCCCUGACUCCCCCACCUUCGGAUGUCCCGCACAAGUCUCCUUCGCCCCAACCUAACGGGAACGGCCAUCCCAUCAAUGGUGCUAUAGAGAACGACACGUCGGAGAGAUUGCUGGAUGAGGGCGAAGAGGAGGAUGGCGACGUGACGAUGCGUGCCGCCGAGGACACUGUUGACGAGCAAGAAGACGCCAGUAAGGCGAAUGGACACGUCGAGCAGGUAGAGGUCUCGGAUGCCGCCAUGGACGGGCAGGGAGCAGAUGAGCCGGAAUUGAACGGGUACGCUGAAGAGGACGCCAAUAUGGCUGGGGAGGGGGAGGAAGACCCAGCUUCCGGGGACCAUCUCGAGUCGGUUCCCAUACCAAUAGUGGGAUACAGCAAACACCUGCCACAUGGCCCCGCGCCUCCUGCAGCAGCAAUGAAGGAGCUAUUGAUGCUGGAGGUCAAAUUUGCCGAGUUAAGAAAUUGCCUAUACCUUGAGCAGAUGGAGGAGGCAGCUGCAGAGGAAGACAUGAUCUUGAAUGAGAAUUACCCUGCGCUGGGCUAUCUGUACAAGACACUAGAGGAACGUAGAGAACGUUUGCAUGAAGGAGCGUCAAAGAGGUAUGAGGCGCAAGUAGCAGAGUAUAGGCGGAUGAAGGACGCAGAGAAGCACUUGGUGUGGUCGUCGUGGACGGAUGAACGCGAAAGAAUACACUGGGAAGAGUUUCAGGCGACGUGGAGUAAGCGUCGGAAACUGGCGAGAGAGAAGGGGCUUGUCGAGACGCAUCGGCCGACCAAACCAAUACCGCCUCACAGCAAUAAUAUCCGCAACUUUGAUUGGGCACAGGAUGCAGUGCCAUCGCCGUUGCCCCGUGACGCCGCGUACCAAGAUGUGCUGGCAAUGGUAAGGAUCGCAUAG
Messenger RNA from Cryptococcus wingfieldii CBS 7118, 1164 nucleotides. RefSeq lists its product as hypothetical. The record is from RefSeq and is a predicted model, not a curated record. Gene Ontology annotation, biological process: negative regulation of transcription by RNA polymerase II. NCBI's taxonomy places the organism in Eukaryota, Fungi, Basidiomycota, Tremellomycetes, Tremellales, Cryptococcaceae. Gene Ontology annotation, cellular component: Sin3-type complex. Gene Ontology annotation, molecular function: histone deacetylase binding. The coding region runs from base 1 to 1164 and encodes 387 amino acids. The transcript is spliced from 6 exons.